Molecule: messenger RNA, 1575 nt
Organism: Oncorhynchus tshawytscha (Chinook salmon)
Lineage: Eukaryota; Metazoa; Chordata; Actinopteri; Salmoniformes; Salmonidae
Biological process (GO): protein polyubiquitination; SCF-dependent proteasomal ubiquitin-dependent protein catabolic process
Cellular component (GO): SCF ubiquitin ligase complex
Molecular function (GO): protein binding
Source: RefSeq, a predicted model, not a curated record
ACCAUGUGGAUGUGACAAAUAACAUUUUAUUUGAAUUGUUAAGUUAAGACUAAUGUUAUAGUUACAAUAGUUAGUAUAAUAUAGAUGAUUGCUGACUAACAUUUGAUUCUCUUUCUUAGCUCUGAGAAGAACCAGACUAGAAUAUUUUUUGCAUAGCUAGCUAUAUCAGACUUGUGGGGAUUUUGACCUCCACCAGUGAACACCAUGUCCCCAAGGAAGAAGCUUGUCCCUGUCAGUAGAAGAAGAAUGGCCAAAGCAGGGGACGACUUCUUCCCUUUCAAUCUUCUGCCGGUGGAAUGCCAGCUCCCUGUGCUUUCCUCUGAGGUUGACAAGUGCAAUUCUGCGCUUGUAUGCUUCAGUUGGAGUUGCCUUGUGCGAUCAGGGAAGCUUUGGAGAGUGGCAGACUUUUCUCACCAUGGAGUGCUCAACCUUGGACAGGAAGGACUGCUGGUGUCCAACAGAGAGUUUGAGCUUUGGAAGGCAUGGUUUCACCACUACACCCACCACCUCAUAUCCUGUGGUGCAAGCCUACUCACCCUAAAAGCCAGCUUUGACCUGGGGGACCAGUGCAACAAGUGGGGGGAGCUUCUCUCUGACCUUCUAAAAAAUGUCCACUGCAGGGAUCUCCGCCAACUGGAAUUGAACUAGACAUUCACACUACUGGAGCCACUGAACCUGCGGGUUGGCUCCAUUUCCCACCACAACAACAUUACCAAGAUCACGAUGGACCAGUUCACUAAAUUUCAGGUACUACUGGGCAAACUGUCCCACAGCUGCCUUCGGAUCACCUAGAUGCGCCUGCAUUUUGACUGGUCUGAGACAUCAGUGUCACUCCUCACUCAGUUCCAGCACCUCCGUGUCCUUGAACUCAAGUACUUUUGGGUCUUCAAAGGGAGGAGCCCAAGCACUUUGCAGAUCCUGACCAAGUCACUGCCCAACCUUAAGUCCCUGACAUUGCAAUCUUACAUGCUGGAGUCCAUGUCUCUAGAGUUCCUGGAUGUAUCACCUAGUCGUGGUCUAGUCUUCUCCAGUCUUAAUCUGCCAGCAUUACGGGAGCUAAGGGCCAAAAAUAUUGCCCGUGGCAUUACUUUACGUCAAAACAGGCUUAGGAUACAGAGCAGGUGGCGUCUGUACCAGGUACUAAGAGAGGGGACCACCAAGCGACAGGCCCUCAACAAUGAGCGACUACUUCCUGAUUGGAGAGGGCAGAGUUCCAGAGAACUAUCAUCUAUCCUCCAGCAGUCCUGUUAUUGCCUCCAACACCUGGACAGUUGGCUCUGGUAAACGAAAUGCUCAGGCUCCAAUCCAAUGUUAGCUGGAACAUUUUAGCUCAUUCCCUCACCAUUCCAUUGCACAAAAUUAUUGUGCAUUUGAUUUUUGAUCCUUAUUUAAAAUCCUUAUUUAACCUGUCUUCUCCCCUUCCAUCUACAUUGAUUGAAGUGCAUUUAACAAGUGACCUCAAUAAGGGAUCAUGGCUUUCACCUGGAUUCACCUGCUCAUUCUAUGUCAAGGAAGGAACAGGUGUCCUUAAUGUUUUGUAUACUCUGUGUAUUUUAUUUCACCUUUUAUUUAACC